CGAUCUCCCUGCAGGUACUCCCAGGGCCUCAGAGGAGCUGCUCUGUGCCAAUUCUGUGAGGUCUGGGAGGUCAUGGCAUGGGAGGAGCAGAGCACCCCCAGAGCUGGGAGAAUGGAGGGCUCUCCCUCAUCUCCUGUGCCCCUGCCACGUUUCCUCAGAAUCUCAGGAUGUUGUCUGGGACUGACAGCGAGUGUCCGGUGAUGGAUGCUCAGUGUAGAGAGGGGCCAGGCUGUGUGGGACAUCAGCCCUUCUCCCACCCCUGUCACAGGAGCCCCUGGAGACAUCAGCUCCCCAACCACCCAGCCCUCAGCUGGAGACACCGAGACGAAUUCGUAUGACAGUGACAGUAACAAUAGCGGCCUGUCGACACAGUAUGUUUAUAUCCUCCUUGUGGUCGCUGGGGCCUUUCUCAUUUGUUUAUUCCUCCUGGUCCUCUUCUUCCUCUUUCGUCGGCAUCGGAAAAAACUUGGGCUCCCCAGCAGCAGAGGCAAGGAGCAGAGGCCCCAGGAGAGGCUCAGCCCGGCUGUUGACAUCCUAGGGAGGACACCAGAUCUGGCCAUCGUCGAUAGUCCUCCUAAGAAGGGCAGGGAAAUGCACACCUCGGUGAGUCCUUGUCUGAGUUACCUAUUGCCGUGUAAUAAAACUACCCCAAAUCUAGCAGCUUAAUAAAAUUAUCUCAGUUUCUUGGAUCAAGAAUGUGGAAGUGGAU
This is a messenger RNA of Equus caballus (horse), 709 nucleotides long. NCBI's taxonomy places the organism in Eukaryota, Metazoa, Chordata, Mammalia, Perissodactyla, Equidae. The record is from RefSeq and is a predicted model, not a curated record.